CAUUGGCUUCUGGGAAGUGUAGUUUUGAUGUACCGGCGCGUUCUGCGGGCGAUAGAAACUACAGUCCCCAGGAGCCCCUGCGACGUUGCCCGUGGCGGCCUUCGAGCCAACGGUUAGCGCGGACGGAGCUUGGCCCUGAGGAUACAAUGCCCCUUUGCAAAACACAGCAGUUUGGACUCCAGGAACUUACAAAAGAAAUACACAUAAUUGCCUUCCCUGAGUUUCUAUUGAUAUAGGAACAUAAGACCCUUAAAAAUGAGAUGAAACAGCAACUUAGAUAGAUGCAGUCUCCCAUGGGGAGCAGCCAGUAUCUGAGCAGCAAAAACCUGGAGGGAUGGAGACCUGAUAAUGGAUUCUGAAUUAAUGCAUAGUAUAGUCGGAAGCUAUCUUAAACCUCCAGAAAGAGUGUUUUUUCCAUCAUUUACCCAGAAUAAUGAAUCCUCUCAGACUCCCCACUAUGCAAACUUCGAAGGUACCUCUCCUAAAAUGCUUCAUAGUCCAAAUAGCCAAGCUCUUAUGUUAGCCUUAAAAACUCUUCAGGAAAAGAUUCAUCGUUUAGAAUUGGAGAGAACACAAGCUGAAGAUAACCUAAACAUUCUCUCCAGAGAAGCAGCAGAAUAUAAAAAGGCCUUGGAGAAAGAAACAAAUGAGAGAAAUUUGGCACACCAGGAACUGAUAAAGCAGAAAAAGGAUAUUACUAUACAGUUAAGCUCAGCCCAGUCUCGCUGUACUCUUCUAGAGAAGCAACUAGAAUAUACAAAGAGAAUGGUUCUCAAUGUAGAGCGAGAGAAGAAUAUGAUCCUAGAACAACAGGCCCAGCUUCAAAGGGAAAAAGAACAAGAUCAUAUGAAGCUGCAAGCAAAACUUGAAAAGCUUGAUGUCUUAGAAAAAGAAUGUUUUAAACUUACAACAACUCAGAAAACUGCUGAGGACAAGAUUAAACAUUUAGAGGAAAAACUUAAGGAAGAAGAACAUCAGCGUAAGCUAUUUCAAGACAAAGCAUCUGAACUUCAAACUGGACUUGAAAUCAAUAGAAUUUUAAUGUCUUCAGUAGCAAAUCCAAAAAGCUCCAAGGAGAAGAAGAAAUCUUUGAAGAAAACUAGAUGUUUAAAGGAACGACUACCUCAGCAAAUUUAUUCAAAGUCUGGAUCACUGCCAAUUGUGGCUAAAAAGUCUUCCAGUGCCAGCCAUUCUGUGAAUACAAGUGUGCAAAGCCUCCUGCAGGUAACACAACAUUAUGGGCCACAUACCCAUCAGAAACUUACUGAGCCUCGAUGUCUCUACAAGCCUACUAGAACAACUUCCCAGGGUAAAGCUGAACCUUCUGACUCAAAACAUUCCAUUUCUAUUGGUGACAAUUUGUCUGAACUUUUGAUGGCAAUGCAGGAUGAGCUGGACCAAAUGAAUAUGAAGCACGAAGAACUACUGAAUCAAAUGAAGGAAACUGAAAGUCGUUCAGUCUGUGAAGACCUAGAAUGUGAACUAGAACAUUUAGUCAAGAAAAUGGAAAUUAAAGGAGAACAGAUUUCCAAACUGAUAAAGCAUCAAGAAAAUGUCCGUAAACUGCAGCAAAAAGUUCAACAGUCAAAGAUGAGUGAAGCUUCAGGUAUUCAGCGAGAAGAUAACAACCUUAAAGGAUCAAAGAACAUAAAAAAUAGUUCCAGGAAAUGUUUGCUAACUAACUCUCUUCAGAAGAACAGCAACUUUCAUCCAGUACAAGUCCAUAAUCUUCAAAUGAAAUUGAGAAGAGAUGAUAUCAUGUGGGAACAGUAACACAAUAGUAAAACUGUCACCUUAAACGAACUCUGUCAGUGAGAUCUUGAAUUGUCUAAAGUGGUUUUAAUUUAAUAUACCUUUAUGAAAUUUUGAAUUAUGCUUCUAGUCCCUAUAAAGUGUCAAGUUGUAGUAUUUUUAAAUUAAUGCCAAGACCUCCUAAGAGUCACAAAUAAUAAAUGACUACUUUUCUGUUUCUCUUACUGACUGAAAUACCUAAUCUGUUCAUGUUUUAGACACAUUGUUCACUUUGCAGACCUCUUAAGCUAAGUCUAAGAAAUGAUACUGGAUUGGUGAUAUUUAAAAUUAAGUUAAAUCUGAGAUACAAGUACCAUUCCACAUUUUCAUUUAGUAGGCUUGUAACCUUAAAACCAAUGUAAAAUGAACACAGUGAUAUAAGGUCUUUUACCUUUCAUGGUGCUUCCUCCCUACCUUAUUUUAAAGCUAUAAAAUGUUUUUCUUUUUUGGAAAUGGAAGAGUUCUCUAAAGAGGCCUUUAGCCCAAGUUUUUAUGUGACAAUCACAAAUAGGAACUUGUAAUUUCUUAAUUUUUAGAUGACAGUAACUCAAGUGCAAAAACCUUUUUCUGCAAUUCCUGUUUUCUUUUACAAAUCCAGGGCUGCUUUUUAAUACCAGUGAUUUAUCUUAUUCCUUUGUAACUAAAACUUUUGGUGACUUUUAGGCUUCGCAUUAUAUAUGAUCAUCAGUAUAAAUGGAGAAUGUAAAUUUCCAGUACCCACUUAGGAAAAAGAACUUGGACACUUAAUUACCUAUCCGUAAAAAUUCAGAGAUAUGAUACAUUUUUACUUUUUUAUAUUUUUAAAUCCGUGGUAUCAAUCGAUUUCUUUGGAUAUGUAUGUUUAUAGUAAAUUUACACUUGUUGACCUAUCUUUUAAGACACUUAUGGAAACUAGUAUGACUCCUUUGAACUUUUUUGGUCUUUCACUGAAAUUCUUUGAGGCAACCAAAGAAUUGAAAUCAUCAGCUGAAGUAGAAAUAGAAGACUGACCAAAAAGGCACAAUAGAAGGGAGGAACUCAGAAGCUAGGGUAGCAGUUUAAAGAAGUAGUGAUUCCAAAGGGACAGAAUUGGAGAUACAUUUAUCUCCAGCUGAGGGGAAUGCUCAAGCUAUAGGUAUGAAAGAAUUUUCAGGGGAAGAUCUGGGGGAGCUAGGAAAGACAUAGGAAAUUCCCUAACAGUAUGUAGGAGAAAGGAGGUAAUUGUGGAACUUCCAGGGAGGGAAAAGGAAAACUGUGAUUCAUUCUCAUUGAGAGAAGAGGUAUUAUGUUAGAAGACCUUUCCAAACCUAAAGUGGGAAAAUAACUGAAAAUGGGCAGAUGGAUACUUGGAAUUUUCCUUGAAAGUAACUUAUAGAGCUGAAAGAUUCUCUGUGGUUUAAAUACUGCAUGUGUCCUUCACCCACCCUUAUUCCCUCUCCCUCUGCAGCUUCUUCAGCCCCAGAGAUGUUCCACAGAGCACUUCAUCUAAAUUCAUUUUCAUCACCUUACCUGCUUUUCAACUUUGCCUUUCCUCCUCAAGAAUGUGAGUGCUGUAGUUUAACUUAGCAAAAACCUCACCAGGACCAUAAUGCAGCCCCAUAUCCUUCUGUGCCUUUGUUUUCUAUGCACUUAAGAAAGUGGCUAUCUAUAGUAAAGUCAUUACCUACAAAAAUGUAUUGCUAAACAAAACCAAAGUCACUUUAGGAACACUUGAAUAUUUCGGUUAAGAAUUGAGAAUUUUCUUGGAAAAAUCUGUGUAGUGUAGGAGAAAAACCAUAAGACCUCAGAAUUAAGAGACUUGGGUUUAAAUUGUGACUCUACCUUUUAGUAGCUGAGAUAAUCAAAUAACUUCAGAGCCUCCAUUUCUUAUUUGUACAGUAGGGAUUAUGUUGUUACCUAACUCACAGGGUUGUUGUGAGGAGUAAAUGAAAUAACAUGUCAAAGCACACAGUAGAAGGGUUGGUUGGCACUGAGUAAAAAUUCCAUAAAUGUUAACUUUUGACUGCUCUCCUCUACCAAAAGUUGUCAGAGAACCUGAGUUGGCAUGGGUUAAAUCCUGAAAACAAGAACCAAAAUGUAUUGGUGUAAUAAAUGUAUUACUUGGGUUUGGUGGGGUUUUUGUUUUUAUUUUUGUUUUGUUUUGCUUUGCUUUGCUUUUGCUUUUGCCUAUGUGUCUGGGAGGAAAUGGUUUUGGCUUAUUCCCUAGCUCAGAUUUCUAGUUAGAGGGGUUAAAGAAUAUGGUCUUAACCAUGGUGCCAAAUUAUGUAAUCAUACACAGCAACUUGGAUUGGAAGGGUAACACUGGUUGUUGGGUAAUAUUUAGUAUGGAGAGACACUAAAGAAUUGUCUCUUGUUGCUCCAUCACAGCUACUGAACUAAAAAUGUGUCCUGCUUGCAGACUGCUGCUUGCCAGAGCCUUUGACUCCUCAGGGGGUGGAGCAAAUGAUUUCCUUCCUGGACAGGGGCAAUCUGUGGUCAGUGUACAAGAGUUGCUGUAGCAACCCCACAACUGUGCCCUGCCUAGCAGAAACUCGGUAGGAUAUCAUUGAUUUUGUUCACUUAAGUGAAAAUCAGGUUGGUUGGUUUUUUAUUUAGUCUGAAAUUGAAUAAAUGAAAUUGGAACUUUCUAGUCAAGACAGGUCUCAACUUUGAUGAAACCGUGAAACUAGAAAGUUUGAGUGCUUAAAACAGCAGGUAUUGUAAAUAUUCUAAUUCUGGAAAUAGUAGUUGGAAUCUUGAACUACCUGUACCUGUAUGGGUCAUUAGCAACCUAGCCAUUUUUAUUAGGUUGUAGCUGAAGAUAGAAGGGUUGAAGGGAAAUGUUCAGUUUUCAGCAGUAUGAGAUGAAAGGAGAUACUUAAAAUAGUGAGCUAAUGAAUGGUGAUGGUGUACUUAAAAGUUGUUUUUGAGAUUUUUAGAUAGAAUUUUUACUUAAAAAAUCCAAUGUUAAUUCUAAAGGAGUAGUCUUAAUCUGUGAUAAGACAUCAAAAAAUUAAAUUAAAAUUUUAUCUGCAAUGUUGUGAGAAUCAAACUAAAGUAAUGAACGUAAUAAAAGUCUGGUUAUGCACAAUGGAAGGAGUGCUCACUAUGGCCAAAAAUGUACCAGAUGCCAUUAUUGGUAUAGAGUAAAUAGUGGAACUCCUAAUGGGGUUUCCUGGAACUCUAUUCAGCUGUAGCUAAAGCUGUACAUACUGAGAACAUUUAAUUGUAUGUGAAGUUUAGAUAAGUGCAAGCUGACUCCCAGAUGUAUAACAAGACAACUCUCUCUGUGGCAUAAUGACAUCCGUGAAGGAAAACAAAAAAACAAAAAAACCUCAUGAUAGGUGCCAUGGCAAUUAAAAUGAAGUAAGGGUAAAUAAAAAUAAUACUAACUGUAAUCAGUGUAAAACUAAGUUUAUUUCUUGGUAAUUAAAUGGAUCUUACCAACACUUCAACCUUUUUCUUCAUAAACUAUAUACUUAUUUUCAUGUAACUUUCCUCCUUUAAUUCCUUUUUAUAUUUUGUUAUAUAAGGUGAAUUAGUCAUAACAAAAUUGUAGAGUUUGAAGUUUUAAAAUACUGUCUAGGGCGGAUCUUGUUUUUAGUGUAGUUGUGAAUCAUUUAAAGAAUAAGGUCGAUUUUUUUUUUUCCUGGUGGGAUUUUUGGGAGCACUCUCCUUAUUGGUAUAGAGUCACUGAAUUCUCUUUUGCUGUAAGAUCCUAUUAGAUACCAUAGGUAAUUAUUAGAAUUAUAAAUUAGCACAUAAUCCCAACCCAAAGAAAUGUAUUUUUUAUUAUAUAUGCAUGGUCUAUUGUAUAUCUCUGUGCUUUAACAGUUUCAGCAGAAAAUAAUACAGAAGCAAAUUGAUCUCUAGUUACUUUAUGUUCCAAGGCAGUUUUAUGACAAUAUAAGACUUGUUAAUGACUGGUUCAGCAGUUUACAAUGUUGAAAGACUGGAUCCAAUGUGGUUGGGGAAGGGAUGUUGGGAAUUAUAAAUUAUCUGUCAAAAAAAAUGAUAAAUUCUGUGAAAUAAUCAGCUUUCUAGAAUAAUCUUUAAAAAUAAGGGUAACAUUAUCUAUUGUACUCUCUGCCUAGAUUUUCCUCCAUAGAUAUUGCUUGUCUAGUUUUCCCUCAUUCUUCAGGUCUCAAUUUACUGCUUCCUCCAGAAAGCCCUCUUUAAGUCUCCCCUUCAUACCCCUCUCCUUAAAUCUGGCUUCACUACCUCUUGUAGGCGUUUAUCCUACUUUUGAACUUAGUACACUUUCUUGUUAUCAUUUGUCUUUCCCAUAGACUGAAAGCUCCCUAAGGGCAAGAUCCUUUCUUGCUCACCACUGUAGCCCAGCACCUAACACAGUACCUAAGCCCUCUCAAUAAAUAUUUGAUAAUUACAUGUCA
Canis lupus familiaris (dog) is the source of this 6143-nucleotide messenger RNA. RefSeq names its product centrosomal protein 57 like 1 (gene CEP57L1). Gene Ontology annotation, molecular function: microtubule binding; gamma-tubulin binding; identical protein binding. The transcript has 13 exons. Gene Ontology annotation, cellular component: centrosome. Bases 349 to 1773 code for a protein of 474 amino acids. Lineage: Eukaryota; Metazoa; Chordata; Mammalia; Carnivora; Canidae. The record is from RefSeq and is a predicted model, not a curated record.